Dioscorea cayenensis subsp. rotundata (Guinea yam) is the source of this 1435-nucleotide messenger RNA. RefSeq names its product fasciclin-like arabinogalactan protein 2. The record is from RefSeq and is a predicted model, not a curated record. Bases 85 to 1311 code for a protein of 408 amino acids. Lineage: Eukaryota; Viridiplantae; Streptophyta; Magnoliopsida; Dioscoreales; Dioscoreaceae. Gene Ontology annotation, cellular component: plasma membrane. The transcript has a single exon.
ACCGUCUUCUUCACUACUUCACCUUCAUCUUCACAAACAAACCCUAUAUCACCAGCUUCGUCUCCAUUGAAGGAGCAAGCAACAAUGGCGCAUUCACUGCUGCCAAUGGCCGCCACUUGCUUACUACUACUCACAUUCCUUCCUUCUUCCUCAGAGGCUCACAACAUCACCAAGAUCUUAGCCCAGCACCCAGAGUUCUCCACCUUCAACCACUACCUCACCAUCACUCACCUCGCAACCGAGAUCGACCGCCGCCUCACCAUCACUGUCCUCGCCGUCGACAACUCCGGCAUGUCCUCCAUCCUCGCCAAACACUUCACUCUCCCCACCCUCAAGAACGUCCUCCGUCUCCACAUCCUCGUCGACUACUACGGCGCUAAGAAACUCCACCAACUCACCGGCGGUUCCGCCACCGCUUCCUCCAUGUUUCAAGCCACAGGUGACGCUCCCGGUACCUCCGGCUACGUCAACAUCUCCGACCACCACGGUGGCAAGGUCUCCUUCUCCGCCAUCGACGACGCCGAGGGUGACGCCCCUGCGACCCCUUCUUCAAUGUUCGUCAAAUCCAUCAAAGAAAUGCCUUACAACAUCUCAAUCAUCCAGAUCUCCGCCCCUCUGACCUCCCCCAUCGCUGAAGCUCCGGCCGCCGCCCCAGCUCCGAUCAACAUCACCGAAUCCAUGAAGAAGAAGGGAUGCGGCCUCUUCGCGGAUCUCCUCCUCUCCACCCCCGACGUCGAGAAGACCUUCGAAUCCAACGUCGACGGCGGCCUCACCAUCUUCUGCCCCAUCGACUCCGCCGUCAAAUCAUUCAUGCCUAAAUUCAAAAACCUCACCUCUGAAGCCAAGCAAUCUCUCCUCCUUUUCCAUGGCUACCCCGUCUACAACUCCCUCCAGGGUCUCAAAACCAACAACGGCCUCGUCCCCACUCUCGCCACCGACGGAGGCGGCAAGAGCUUCCGAUUCACCAUCCAGACCGAAGGCGCGGAUAUCACUCUCAAGACCAAGGCCAUCACCGCCACCAUCAAAUCCACCAUCAUCGACCAAGAUCCAUGCGCCAUUUACACCAUUGAUAAGGUUCUUGAGCCUCAUGAGUUGUUCAAGGAGGUGCAAACCGACGCUCCGGCACCGGCGCCGGCUCAUGCCGCUAAAUCACAUAAGGGUAAGAAUGCCGCCUCCCCACCGGCUCCCGCCGAUGGCCCUGACUCUGCUCCAGCUGAUGAUAAGGCCGCCGAUGACAAUGCCGGUAUCGUCCUCAGCUCCGGCCGCUUCCUCACCGCCACCGCCGCCGUCCUCGUUGUGUUGAUGGUUUAGGUUUUCCUUUUUUUUUUUCCUUUUUGUUUUUUUUUUAUUUUUAAAAAAAUGGGGAAAAUGAGAAGUUAUUGAUUUCAUGGAAAAUAAAAAGAGGUGAUGAGUGACGUCAUCUCUUUACAUUUCA